Messenger RNA from Erpetoichthys calabaricus (reedfish), 305 nucleotides. RefSeq lists its product as uncharacterized. The record is from RefSeq and is a predicted model, not a curated record. The coding region runs from base 2 to 250 and encodes 82 amino acids. The transcript is spliced from 3 exons. NCBI's taxonomy places the organism in Eukaryota, Metazoa, Chordata, Cladistia, Polypteriformes, Polypteridae.
UAUGAAGAAAUAUUACUUGUGUAUUGCUGAAAACAACCAAAGACUGAAAGUUCUGAAAACAAUAGCAGCAACUCCCCAAGUGUUUAUGGAAGAAGAGCCCAUGUGCUUUUCUGGGCUCGAUGAUGACACUGAAGAGCCUCCAAAACCCUCAGACAGGUUCUACAUAAUUACUUCAGCAUCAACAAUCCUGCAUGAAUGCAAAUGCCCUGCCCUGCUGCAAAGCUAUGAAAUCUCACCCAACAUGUUCUAAAAUACCAGCCUGCCAUGAAGAAGCAGAAGGGGCUGAAAGGACUUCCUGCUGAAGA